Messenger RNA from Cavenderia fasciculata, 531 nucleotides. RefSeq names its product Mss4-like family protein (gene rabif). Gene Ontology annotation, molecular function: zinc ion binding; guanyl-nucleotide exchange factor activity. Bases 1 to 531 code for a protein of 176 amino acids. Gene Ontology annotation, biological process: post-Golgi vesicle-mediated transport; small GTPase-mediated signal transduction. Gene Ontology annotation, cellular component: membrane; cytosol. NCBI's taxonomy places the organism in Eukaryota, Evosea, Eumycetozoa, Acytosteliales, Cavenderiaceae. The record is from RefSeq and is a predicted model, not a curated record. The transcript has 2 exons.
AUGGAGAACGAACAACAACAACAAGAUAACAAUACUAAUGAACAACAAGAACAACAACAAGAUAAUACUAAUACUGUUGUAGUUGAAGAAGAACAACAAGGAGAACCAGAAGGUAUCCCAAUCGAAGAGAUUAAUAGAGAUCCAAAUGUAGACAAUGCAUUUGCAGAUGCAAGCAAUUUUACAAUCAUAGUAAAGAAUGAAGAAGCACCUGCUGAAGGUAUUGCUCAUCCAGAAACAAAGAAAUUGACAAAGAGAAUUCAUUGCAGAAGAUGUGAUUGCACUGUACUCAUUCAAAAUAACGCUACUCUUAUUCCAUUAUUAAAUCAAAAAGGAUCAGAUACAGCAGAAGAAUUAAAGUGGAUGUGGUUCUUGCCAGAUAUGUUCCAAUUUGAGAAUAUUGCCUUUUCAAAAGAUGUAAAGAACAAGAUCAAAUAUCUUACCUGUGCUGAAUGUGAAUAUGAAAUCAUUGGUGUUCAUGAUCUUACAACCAAAGAAAACUAUAUUGCUCAUGAUAGAAUUGUUUAUAAAUAA